Rhincodon typus (whale shark) is the source of this 6305-nucleotide messenger RNA. It is a transcript of the gene mars2, whose product is annotated as methionyl-tRNA synthetase 2, mitochondrial. The transcript is spliced from 3 exons. The record is from RefSeq and is a predicted model, not a curated record. Gene Ontology annotation, molecular function: methionine-tRNA ligase activity; ATP binding. Lineage: Eukaryota; Metazoa; Chordata; Chondrichthyes; Orectolobiformes; Rhincodontidae. The coding region runs from base 42 to 1877 and encodes 611 amino acids. Gene Ontology annotation, biological process: methionyl-tRNA aminoacylation.
CGGAGUUGGCAGGCGGCGGUAUCCUCCCCCUUAUUCCAGGGAUGAGGGGCUCUGUAUCCAGGCAGGCCGCGUUCCUGUCGUCUCUCGGCUCUUGGCGGCCCUGGCUGGCCCCUGGCAACGGGCGGGUCCUUGGCUACCUCCUGGCCCCGGAUCGCCCCGCUCUUACUCCUUGGUCUGCCCGUGUUCCUUCUAGCCGCCGUUCGGGCCCUUCCCUCAUCACCACCCCCAUCUUCUAUGUGAAUGCGACUCCCCACAUCGGCCACCUGUACUCGGCGGUGCUGGCGGACGCCUUGUACCGCUCCAGGAUUUUACGCGGACAUGAAGUCAAGUUUGCAACAGGGACAGAUGAGCAUGGCCUGAAGAUUCAACAAGCUGCAGAUGCUACAGCUGAAGCCCCAUUGGAAUUCUGUUCCAGAGUGUCCAAGGAGUUCAGGAUGUUGUUCCAACAAUCCCUAGUUUCAUACACCGAUUACAUUCGAACCACAGAAGAACGUCACAAAAAUGCUGUCCAACAUUUUUGGUGUGUCUUGCGUGAGAAAGGGUACCUCUACCAAGGGACGUAUGAGGGAUGGUAUUCUGUUCCAGAUGAGACAUUCCUGUCUGAUUCACAAGUUGUGGAAAGAAAAGACUCUGAUGGGAAUAUUAUUAAAGUAUCUUUGGAAAGUGGACAUAAGGUAGAAUGGACUAAAGAAAAAAAUUACGUGUUCAGGCUGUCUAAGUUCAGACCAAUGUUGUUAGAUUGGCUGAAGGAGAAUCCACAUGCAAUAUAUCCUGAAAAAUUUUAUCACAUUGUUGUCCAUUGGCUCCAGGAAGAAAUUCCAGACUUAUCAGUGUCCCGACAGAGGAACCGUUUGAAGUGGGGCAUCCCAGUUCCUGGAGAUUCAACACAAACAAUUUAUGUAUGGCUAGAUGCCUUAGUUAAUUACCUUACUGUAGCAGGUUAUCCAAAGGAUCACAAUCAUUUGUGGCCUAGAGUACAUCACAUUGUUGGGAAAGAUAUUCUUAAGUUCCAUGCUAUAUAUUGGCCAGCUUUCCUGAUGGCAGCUGGUCUGCAAUUGCCAAAGCAAAUAUGUGUACAUUCGCAUUGGACAGUCAACGGCCAGAAGAUGUCCAAAAGCCUUGGGAAUGUUGUUGAUCCCAUGCAACGAUUUUCUGUAUACACUGCUGAUGGCUUCAGAUAUUUUUUGCUGCGGCAAGGUGUGCCAGAAACAGACUGUGACUAUUAUGAUGAUAAAGUGCUUAAGGUUCUAAAUGCAGAGCUUGCAGAUGCAUUGGGAGGCCUCCUUAACCGGUGUACAGGCACACGCAUGAAUCCUGAGCAAAUCUACUCUUAUUUUUCAAACCACUGUUUUCCUAAAAUACCACACGUAGGUAAUUCAAGCAGAGCAACAACUGAGGAUUACAAAAUGAUCCAACUGGUUGAACAACUACCUUUGGAAGUUGAACAUUGCUUUGAAAAGUUUCAAAUUUAUAAAGCUCUGGAAGCUAUCAGUUUUUGCAUUCGGUUAACCAAUGGCUUUUUCCAACGGCAUGCUCCCUGGAAACUUGACCAAAAAAGCACUGAAGAUUGUUGCUGGUUGGAUACAAUACUUCAUGUCACUUUGGAGUGCUUACGCAUUUAUGGAACCCUUUUGCAGCCAGUGAUCCCAACAAUUGCUGACAGAUUACUUUCAAGGUUGGCUGUUGGACCGCAGGAACGAAAUUGGAGACAAUUGAACUUCUUGGCCAAAUAUCAUGAUAACAUCUGCCUUUUUGAGGGAAGAAAAUUGGGGCCUGAUACAGGACUCCUGUUUAACAGAUUAGAAAGGACUGAUAAAACACAAAGCAAAGAUCAAGGCAAUUGGAAAACGAAGAAAAUGCAACAUAUUCUAAAAUGAAUUUGAACCACUAAAUUUUAUCCACAUGUUGCUAACAUCCUAAUCAUACUGCAGAUAUGUUGUCAGUGGUAGUGCUUUCAAUGUUAUAAUACAAUAAUGUUAAUAUAAAAUACUGUUUACAUCCAAUGACAAUUGAGUUUCUCAAGUCUUAUAGAUUUAUAAAAUCAUUAGCUUUCCUAGAAUAUUUACAGCCAAGAGGGCAGCCUUUUUCGCCUAGUGUAUCCAUGUGAACACUCCACAAGAGCAAUUCAGCUAGUUCCACUUUCCUGCCUUUUACUUGUAGCACUGCAGAUUUUUUUUCUCCAAAUAAUCCCCCUUUAGAAACCCAUGGUAGAAUUUGCCUCCACUACACUUUCAUGCUAUGCAUUCCAGACCCUAAAUGCUCACUGCGUUGUAUUUUAGAGAGAUUUUUCCUUGUGGUGCCUUUAGAACUUACGCUUUUCACUUUACAUUAGUGUGCUCUGGUUCAUGUGCUUCUUCUGGUGGCAACAGUUUCUCCCUAUCCACUCUAUCUGGACAACUCAUGAUUUUUGAACACCUCUGUCAGAUCUCCCCACAAUCGUCUCAGAACAGCAAACACAGCUCUUCCCUCUGUGCACAUUGUAGAAGUUCCUUAUCCUGGAAUAAUUCUUGCAAAUCUUUACUGCAGUUUCUCUAAUGCUAUUUUAUUCUUCCUGGAUUGUAAUGCCCUGAAUUGAACAAAUUGCUCCAAUAGAAGCCAAAUCUGUCUUUUAUUCUGUAUGUCUGAUCAACUAGUGAGCUCUGACAUUGUACUGCCUUUCUGUCUUCUAGGGGAUGUACCUUGUCUAAAAACAAAUCAUCUCCUGCUCAAAGGCAUUCCUGUUGUUCCAUUAUAGUUUUUAUCUGUUUAUAACUUUUUAUCUCGGCAAGAUUUGCUCUUGUUAAAGUUGAGCCUCUUCCAAUUAAUGAUUUUUGUUCAGAUUUGCUGCUGCUCCUUUUCAAUAACUAACCUAAAACAGUGGUACUGUGCUCCUCAACGUUUUUGUACUACUACUAAACUCAGUGCUCUAGAACCGAAUCUAGCAAUGUCUUCUCCCUUGUUAAACAAACAGCAUACUGCUUCAAAAAUACAAGCUCGUUACUGAAACUCCUUUCCUUCGUCUUCUCCUUGUGUGACUACUAUCAGGACAAUUGUACAGAUUUUGCAUUUCUUUGUAACUUGCUUGCAAAUUUAAUGCUGUCUAUCUUUCUCACAAAUAAAGCAGCACAAUGGCUCAAUAGCAUUGCUGGCUCACAGCGCCAGGGAUCGAGGUUCGAUUCCAGUCUCAGGCGACUGUCUAUGUGGAGUUUGCACAUUCUCCCUGUGUCUGUGUGGGUUUCCUCUAAGUGCACCCACAGUCCAAAGAUGUGCAGGUUAGGUGGAGUGACCGUUCUAAAUUGCCCAUAGUUUCCAGGGAUAUGCAGGUUGGAUGGAUUAGCCUUGGGAAAUGUGGGGAUACACGGCUGGGUGGGCUGCUCUUCAGAGGAUCAUUGUAGACUCAAUGGGCCGAAUGGCCUGCUUCCCCUCUGUAUGGAUUCUAUGAAGUUGGUGGGUUAUAGAAUACAGCCUGUAGUAUGAAGAUCUGUUAUUUCUUAGUUCUACCUAAAUUAAUUCUGUUCUUGGUCACUCCAAGACAUCCUCUUACUAUCCAGCAUACGUUUUGUUUUUAACACAGCCAUCCAUCCAGCAUAUUUUCACCCUUUAUUCUUGAACACUUUGUAUCAGGGAGUACUUAAUACCCAGUUCUGUCCAUUUUUGAGGCAGUAAUCCAUUGUCAUAAUAUUGCUGACACAAUGGCAAUCUGAGACUGCAGCUUACCAAACCCAUUUACCACGCUUGUAUUCACAAGUAUCAUAAACCCAGUUUGGAAGGAUUCUUGUGGCACAGUAGUAGUGCGUUAACCUCUAAGCCAGAAGGCAGGGGGUCAAACCCCACCUGCUCCACCUGUACAUCAUGCCAUCCCUGAACAAGUUGAUUAGAAAAUAUAAAUCUAAUUUAGAUCUUUCUCCAAUCUGUCUAACUUUGCUUAAUUCCAGUUAUUACUUUAUUGCCAUCUAUCUUGGCCAGCUCUUUAUGCAACUUGUUUUUCCUCUGAAAUAACCUCUUGGUUUUCAUCAUCAUCUGCCAAGUUGUUUAAAACACUUAGUCACAUAUCUGAUCACGUGUAAUAUGUCUAGCUUGUACAGAUACCAUCUUUCCGCAGAAUUGUUGUCAAUGAUUUUAUUGGUCUGUCUGUUAGUUCUCCUCUUAAUACUCUAAAAUUUGCCUAUAGGGCCUAACUCUUCUUUCUAUGCUAUUUGUUACUGACAUAGACCAUGUUUGCUGACUUUGCCUCAUGAGUGUUUUGCAGCUGCUCAGUGCCUUCAUCAAUCCUGGCAUCAAGGAAGCAACAGACCUAUCUUAGAUCAAUGUCAAUGGCUGCAGAUAUCUGUCCCCUGACUAGAGAAUCCCGUAACUAUAUUAUUUUCCCAAAUUUUCUUCUGCCACUGCACAGUUGAGAGACCUAUAAAGUUGGUCCUUGUUACACUCCUCAAAGCAACCAUCAGAUACUACUAAGAAACAAAUGCUGCUUUGACUGAAAUGUGCUCUGGACUUUACUAACUGCUGUGUUCUUUGAUUGGGAAUGGAUGACCAGGAGGCAAUCUGCCCACACAACUGAAGGAAUUAUGCAAACACAUCUAGACACUUGGUAUGCACAAAGCACUCGGCCUUGUAGAUGUACCACCACUGAUGUCGUCUGUUGUGCUUUGUGCAUUAGAUAUACAAAUGAGCAUAAUUUCAGCUACCACUCAAGUUUGGAAACUUGGUGUUAGAUCCAUUCAUGCUGACGAUAUUUCCUGCAUUGGUAGAUGUUCAGGGUAAGAAAAACGUACUGAGUUCCCAAAUAAAUCAAAACAUGAACUUUUUAGACCCCAGAUGCCUUGCCAUGCCGAUUUUAAGUAUUUUAACAGAAAUAACUUAAUGUUUUAAUAAAUAAAUACCAACUACUCUUCAAUCAACUGCUUCUCUUAUACUGUUGUCACUUUAUUUAUAGUAGGUUCACUGAUCCUAAAUCUUUGCCAAAAUGGCUUUGUGAGGUGAAUGAAUAGGUCUGUGUUGACACAUCUUUACCAUUUCAGGAGCUGUUACAAUGUCAGUGCAGUACAAUCGUUUCUACAAUAAGACCCUACUUGUACUUAUGUGUUGAUAAUAACUUUAAAUUAUAUGAAGUCAAUUUUAUUUCAUUAACUUCGCUUUUAAUUUCUGGAUAGUUUUUAAGAUUGUCAAGCUAAGUUAUUGUAUUCAUUGUUCUGGUACACUGCCAUGCCAGUCCACCAGAUCUUUCCUACAAAAAAAGACUCAUUGCAUUAUUUAUUUUUCUUCUGUUCUCCUCCGGCAUUAUCUGAGGGUUGCAAGGCACUGUUUAGAGUGCGCUAUUUGUCCCUCUUUUCCCACUCCGAUUGGAAACCAAGUGAAUGCUAGGAUCAAACCUGCAUUCUUCCCCUACUGUGGAAUCUUAGCUGUGGUGAUACCCUAAUAUGGUCAUCAUUUAGCAGCAAUUUAGCUUGUCACAGUAAGCAAGGUUGAAUCAAAUCAAGCAAUCAGUCAUUGUUUACACUAAUACUUGAUGUGCAAAUUGCAUUUCUAGAACUGGUGAGAAAUGGCUGAACUUUUACCUCAACUCCACCUUCCUGUACUAUUCCUGUAUCCCUCAAUUUUCUAAUUCAGGAUGCAUAAUGCUAAAUUCCUAAAACUGAAACUAGUGAACUUACUUACGUGGUUUUGCAUAACCAAGACAACCAGCAUUUUGUGCAAUGGACUCACUGUGCUUUCAUGCCAUGCAUCCAGUUGACCUAGAUUAAGGGUGCAGGUUGUCCUAUGUCGUGAUAAUUUGUAAUUAUUAGGAAGCAGCGUUAAUUUAUUGUUGAAAAAAUGGAGGAAUAGAACUGCAUCUGAUGCUGUAUUUGAGUCCUCUUUCAGAAUUCACUUAGACGUUUAUCAUCAUGCUUGUUCCAUGUUUAUCUUUUUUGCUUCUCCAGAAUUAACACCCAUACUUUUGGAUGUUUUAGAUCAAUUUUACUGCACUAGAUGGCAGUAGUUCACAAAUCAAUGGCUGGAGUUCUGAAAAUGAUUAUCCUUAAAUGCAGUGUAAAUUUACGAUUACCGUAGUCUGUGUUUGCUUCACACAAAUAAAGAUCAUCUGUAUAUUAAAAGAAACAUUUAUGUGCUGUAUUGGACAGAUUUUUUUGUACCUGUGAUCAAGCUAAAUGGAUCAACAGAGAUUGUAGUAAGAGAUUAAAGUAGCAAAUUUAAAGUUGGGAUAAUAAUGGAGGACUAUCAUAUAUCCUGUACCUUCACAUGACUUGAAUCAAUACUUGGUUUGAAAACUAAUUGGAUUAUAAAGUGUAACAGAGGAAAAUAUUGGCUUCUGCUGCCAGUAAUGGAGU